Vitis vinifera (wine grape) is the source of this 2400-nucleotide messenger RNA. RefSeq names its product dnaJ protein ERDJ3A. NCBI's taxonomy places the organism in Eukaryota, Viridiplantae, Streptophyta, Magnoliopsida, Vitales, Vitaceae. The transcript has 7 exons. The record is from RefSeq and is a predicted model, not a curated record. Bases 90 to 1946 code for a protein of 618 amino acids.
CCCGCCAAAUCUAUAAAUACACCGCCCUUUCUCGUUUCUCUUCCGAAACGCAACACUCGAAAAUUCCAGACUCGCCAUAGCUUCUCCGAAUGAUCCAAAGAUCCGAGCCCAGAAUGAAGAUUCGUGGAGUUGCAUUGUCCAUCGUAGUCUUCGCUUUAUGGCUAUUAAUCUUCUCCCAAGCAGCAAAAACCCUCGACCCUUACAAGGUUCUUGGGGUUGAUCGAAACGCAAGCCAACGGGAAGUUCAGAAGGCUUUUCACAAGCUCUCUCUCCAAUAUCACCCAGACAAGAAUAAAAAUAAAGGUGCUCAAGAGAAGUUCGCACAGAUUAAUAAUGCAUAUGAAAUUUUAUCUGAUGAAGAGAAGAGAAAAAAUUAUGAUAUGUAUGGGGAUGAGAGGGGCAGUCCUGGAUUUGAUGCUGGCAAUCCUGGGAACAACGGGGGAUAUACUUACUUCACAAGUGGUGGACCAGGUGGAUGGCAACAUAUGGGUGGACAGGGAAAUUCCAAGUCAUUCUCAUUUUCCUUUGGGAACAGUGGUGGUCAGGGUUCAUCCAAUUUUGAUCUCAAUGACAUUUUCUCCAAUUUUUUCGGGGGAGAUAAGAGUGGUGCUAGCCAUUUUGGUGGUUUCAGUGGUUCAUCCAGAACUCAGUCUGGUGGUUUUGGUGGUUCAUCUAGGAGUCAAUCUAGUGGUUUCAGUGGUUCAUCCAGAACUCAGUCUGGUGGUUUUGGUGGUUCAUCUAGGAGUCAAUCUAGUGGUUUCAGCGGUACAUCCUGGACGCAGUCUGGGUCUGGGAACUAUCCUAAGAGUAUCCAGGACAUAAAUUCUCAGGUGUUUAAGAAAGAAAUAGCUGACCAAGGGAUCACUUGGCUAUUGUUAUCUUACUCUCCCACACUGAGUGGGAUUCAGUAUUAUGAAUCAAUCAUAGAGGAAGUUGCCACCUCAUUGCAAGGAGCUUUAAAGGCUGGAAGCAUAUAUUGUGAAAACGAACCAACUUUUUGCAAGGAGCUAGGAAUAUAUCCCCGAAAAGCACCCAGAGUUUUUGUUUAUUCAUACAAAGCAAUUGAAAGUGGUUCCUUGGUAGAGUACAAAGGUGAUUGGGCUACGAAAAAUUUAAAGGGUUUUUGCCAAGAACAUUUGCCUAGAUUUUCAAAACGAGUUGACCUGGACACUUUUGACUUCUCCUCUGGCACUGUGGAACGGCUACCUAGGGUGAUGCUUCUUUCUACCAAGAAGGACACUCCUGUGAUAUGGCGUGCCCUUAGUGGCUUGUAUCGUAAACGAUUCAUCUUCUAUGAUGUAGAGGUUCAUGAUGCUUCUGACAAAGUGGUGAAGAAGUUAGGAGUUGAUGCACUUCCAGCUAUAGUUGGUUGGAUGUCAAAUGGGGAGAAGCACGUGUUAAGAACAGGGAUUUCUGUGAAAGAUUUGAAUUCUGCAAUUCAAGAACUCAGUACCUUGCUUAAUGGCUUUGAAAAAAAGAACAAGAAGGCAACCUCAAGUCAGACUAAAAAACCGGAGACUGAAUCAGUGGAUAAACAGAUACAUUUGCUGACAGCAUCAAAUUUGGAUGCUAUAUGUGGAGAGACAAUCCCAGUUUGCCUCAUUGGUGUUUUCAGAUCAUCCAAAGCUAGAGAGAAGGUUGAAUCCAUCCUGUCUGUGGUCUCUCAGAAAUCACUAUCAAGGAGGCAGAACCCGUAUUCUGGUUCUAAGGAUUCUAUUUCGUACACUCUCUUGGAUGCCACCAAGCAGCCAGCAUUCUUAACUGCAUUUGACAAUUCUGGAUUCAAAUCAUUUGAUAAGUUAUUGAUAGCCUACAAAUCUCGGAAGGGGAAGUUUGCUGCAUAUACAAGUGAAAUAACGGUAGAGGAGGUAGAGAGGUUUAUCAGUUCAGUUCUCAAUGGGGACAUACAGUUUACCAAGAUAAAACAGAAGCCUAAACUGAGGUGAUGGGAAAUGUAGUCUGUGAAUUUCAUGUACGUAACAGAGUUUUUGCUUCAUCCAGUUGAUUAUAGCCCAAACUACAAUGAAGACAUUGAUAUGGGCAUCGACCAGAGAUGCCCAUAGACACAAAUGCUGGUGUUGUUUGCACUUCUUUAUUUACUGUGCAAGGAGUUCGUGUAAAUUGGAAAAAAAGGUGCGGCUGGUAGGAGUUGAAUGCAUACAGAGGGAAAUCCUCAGAGAUGGCAAUAGUUUCAUGAUACCAGUAAAUGAAAAAAGUAAAAACUUUGUAAUCUAAUUUCAGUUUCUGGGCUGUUAAUGGAACGUUGAGCUUCGUUGUAGGAGUAAGAGGAUCACGGGAAGGCCAACCAUCAAAAUACAACCUUAACUUAUUCUUUAAACUUUUAUUCAAUUUUUUAUGUUUAGAUAGAAUUGUAAUUAUAUAGUUAGUUUUAUGCUGAAA